UAUUUCUCUCAGCGCAUUGUCUAUUCUAUCUCAACAGACUACAUCUUAUCAUCAAUAACAAUGUCGCCUGUCGCCUCGCGCGCGCUUCCUGUGGAGUUGGUCAAUCUCCUAUCCCUUCACUCCUCCUUUCUCACGGCGCUUUCGCUACAUUACGCACACAAUGGCACCGCGACACCCGUUGACCUUCGAGAGUUAACGCAGUCUAUCUCAUCUGUCUGGAAGAAGCGCAAAGUCACCAUCGACGACGUUAGGCUUUGCCUCGGCGUCCUUGGCUCUGGUCCCUCUGGCAACAACACCCCAUUCUAUCUGUCCGACUACAGCGGCGGCAAGAUAUGUCUCGAACUUCAUGACGAACACAAGAUGGGGCCGGUUGGGACAAUGAACGAGGAUGCGCUGCAGGCCAUGUUCAUGGAGGGGUUGGAUCACCUCUGGAGAGCUUGGAAUGAAAUGCACGCUGCGCAGCAAAAGAUUAAAGCACGGCCAAUUGCGACACCGAAGCGGCGAGGACGACCUCGGAAAACCGACGUAGCACAAACGAGCAUCCAGCCCUUCCUCGAUGAAACCGCCAUUCCCAAAUUCCUUGCCCAGCUUCCGCACGCUGAAAUCACCCUUUGUCCGUCCCUCGCAGGUGUUGCUCCUCUCCGCGAAAAGGGCCGCAAGAGGCUGCGGGAGUUCAAAGAUAGCGCACAGCACGGUCGCUCACAGAAGAAAGUCAGAGAGACUACAGGCAAGGAGAACGAGCCGAUUCUGGCACAAGCCCACCCGGUGCAGGCCAAGAUGACCGAGUUCACUCAGGUCCGCAAGUCAAAUCUACUCGAUCGCAUCCUAGCGAAGCAGGCCCUCGCCGAAUCUCUUCCCAACCCACCAUCACCAGCGGAACUUCAGCGAAAGGCGGCACUUCAGCGAUCCGAGGACGUCUUGGCUGUGCUAUCGCUGCUGGUGGCGAGCAGAGGUGGCGGUACGCGAGUGUCGUUCUCAAUGGCUGCAUUGUUGCAAUCACUCCAAGGCUCGAUCCGAACUCCGCUUUCAAAAGAGGAAGUAAUGAAGUGUGUCGAAGUGCUGGCGACUGAGGUUACGCCGGGGUAUGUUUCUAUUGUUCGAAUGGGCGCAAUUUCUAGUGUUGUUAUUAAUCAAGCUAUGAGGCCUAUGGAUGUGAAGAGCAGGCUGCUCGCUCUUGGCGUUGGAUGCUAAGGGAAUGUAUAAGGAUAGUGCAG
Molecule: messenger RNA, 1214 nt
Organism: Lindgomyces ingoldianus
Lineage: Eukaryota; Fungi; Ascomycota; Dothideomycetes; Pleosporales; Lindgomycetaceae
Exons: 1
Coding region: 61-1191 (376 amino acids)
Source: RefSeq, a predicted model, not a curated record